Pocillopora meandrina is the source of this 1860-nucleotide messenger RNA. The record is from the annotation of a GenBank genome assembly. Lineage: Eukaryota; Metazoa; Cnidaria; Anthozoa; Scleractinia; Pocilloporidae.
CCUGAAACCCUCUCACUGAGACUGAAUGGUUGUUGUACAGGGUCUAACAUAUGGAGGUAUUAAAAUAUAUGUCUUUUGCGCAAGCAAGUUCCUUGCACAACUCCGAGAGCAGCAACCCAGAAAAUUGAGGCGGAGUAGCUGCUAUGGAUUGAGGGAACUUUCCCACCUACGGACACAGAUUUGCAUUCAUGAGUUACGAUAUAUUAUGAAGCUGUAUGUAUGAUAUGUAUAGAAAACUCGGAUUUUUUUAAAAAAAUUUUACUAUGAUGUCUUUACAUUUUUAUCUCUGUGCGUUUUUUCUUUGCAGAAAGAACUUGAUCAAACUCCAAGUUGCUUACACGACAAAUAGUUAUGAGGUUCUCAAGCAGAAGUCCCAAUAUAAUACACAGGCACUCAUGGGUAAGUUGGUUUCAGUUAUUCUCACGAUUUUAUGAAAGAACAUUAACAUUUGAGUUCCUUGAUAAUCGUACCGGAACAUGCUGAGAAGUUAGUCCGGCUGUGGUUGUAGUUCACGAGCUUGAUAUAGUUACAGUUUUCUGUGGGACAUCUUUACAUGAGUUUGUUUCACUAGUGAAAAAAAAAAAGCAAGUAGUUUUACUCCCUAUCAUCAAUGAUGGUUUUUCGUCCAGCGAAGAUCAAGCUCCGACACCAAUCUCCGAUAUACGUCUAAUGGAAGUUUUCAAUUGAUUGUCGAGAAACCAACAUCAAAGGGAUCACAGCUACCAAUCAGGUAAAAAGUUAAAGUCGUCACUGACUAAUGAUAAAAAUAGACAACCUUCCUGAAGCGCGGGAAAAUAAUAGUUUCCAAGUUGGGAUUGGCUUUGGUUUGGCAUUUGAUUGGUUGAGAAGGUGGCGCAAGUUUUUUUUAGACCAAUCACUGAACCAAAACCAGAGCAAUCCAGGAUCGCGUUCGUUACUCAGUUGAAUACUACUCUAUUCCAAGGAGGUUUUAUUCUUAAGUUAUCUCCAGAACACCCCCGAUUUUUAUAUGUAAAUCUUUUUCUCAAAAUAGGCAAUGCUUUGUCGUGAAUCUUUCCGCCUUAGACAUCUGAUGUAGCCUCCAUUCCUUGUUAGUCGUAACAUUCAUGUAACACUGUGUCAGUGGUUGAAUUCAAGUUGCUUACUUCAUGGAGGUGAUCAGUUGAAGCAAACGCCAUUUACUCACAGUGAUCUGAACAUUUUUUGUAGGAGAAAUUGGGGGCAAUCUUGGAUUGUUUCUCGGCUGCAGUAUUCUCACCAUUAUUGAGUUUAUCGACUUCGCCAUAUACUUGUACCGCACUCGAAACAAGAAGAAAUCCUAACACUGAGGACCUCAGAAGCCUCUUUGAGCUCAAGCUUAUGUAUCGAAAUGGCGCCUAGAAAUUAAAAUCCUAAGUUACGCAGUAGACAGGAAGGGGCCUUCUCCAUGACACCUAUUAUCCGUUGUGAAAUAAUUCUGUCUAUGAACAACAAAUACUCUCUACACUUCAACUUAAACGCGUGAAUCUGAAGAAUCUGUAUAAUCCUUCGAACGAAUGUGCGGGCGUGCUGAAACACGAGGUAAACAACUGUAUUAGCCACACUAAGUAAGGCGCACGGAAAUUCGUCACCGCGACCUUCCUUUCAAAAAUUCUAGCUUCGCCUCAGAUGAGUGUAAUUUUUGACAAAAGUCUUUCAAUAAAAAAUCAGCCAAACAAGAUAAAGAGUGUUUAUCUUUUCUUUCUUCUGACAAGAGAAAUUUUGUGGCUGUAACCAAUCCCACUACCAACCAGCGCGAAUUAAGAGUAUAUUUUUUCAUAAUACAAACACGCAAACAUUUAAGAAUUUUUUCAUGCUUAGAGUGCGUAUAUCGAGUUAUGGAUGCACGCAGGAAGUUUGGAG